AGUACACACCCUACACCUUUUGUUAUUCAUGUUAUCCCAUUUGGUUAGAUUGAAAGGUUAGAAGGGGAGGCCAACAAGAUUGAAAAUUGAGCGUCUUCUGCAUUAAAAGUUACUGCUGCAGACCAGCUCAGUCUCAAGCAGCCAACAAACGUGUCACAAUUCACUACGGGCAAUCAAGCAAGAUGUGGGGAGUUAUAAUUGUGUCACUGCUGGGCCUUACAGCGGGGGUGUGGGCGUACCCUUCAGGUGCCCCAGCCUCAGCCUGUCUGGACAUGACCCCCCAACACGGGCCAUCCGAACAGACCAGCACGCCGCCGUAUGAACUAGUGGUCAGCAAUGAUACAUAUGCAGGCGGGGAUGAAAUUGAAGUCACCCUAAGAAGGACUGGUAACUCUGCACAGUUCAGGGGGUUCUUUAUCCAAGCUCGCACCCCCGGAUCAACAGAUGCACAAGGACAGUUCACCACUGUUGACUCUGGCACCACCAAAACUGUCAACUGUGGCAGUGUGGCAAACUCAGAAAAUGGAGUGACUCACACCGGAAGGACAGAUAAAACAACUGUGACUGUGACGUGGACUGCACCAGCAAACCGCGUGGGACACAUACAGUUCAGGGCUACAGUUGUAGAGACAGAGGACGUUUUCUGGGUGACCAAGGUGAAGUCUUCCUACGUACAGGACCCCACUGCAGGGCCUUUACCCACACAAGCAACCUCUAGUGGACAGGACAUUGGGGUGACUUCCAGUGGUUGUGGCUCCACCAAAGGUUGUUACCAGGCCCCCAGCAAUUGUGCCCCGCCGUCUUGUGACUACUUCUCCUCCUGGCAAACAUUGAGCAACAACAGCGUGCUGGUUGAAGUUAGCGGGACGUCCAACGGAUACGUGGCUGUGGGCAUCUCUCAUGAUAACAUGAUGGGAUUAGAUGUCAUCUAUGAGUGUGUGUAUGACUCAGACACAGGCAGCACCACUGCCUUCUCUUCCUGGAGCCCGGGAAAGACAAGGCCAGAAAGGGACAGCACCCAGGGUGGAAUCUGGGCCAUUUCUGGGUCUUACGUGAAUGGUGUUGUGUCGUGUAAGUUCAUCAUAGCUAUCAACGAUGCCGCGGCCGGCAGGAGACAGGUGAAGGUCAAUGACCUGAAUUUCUACUUGCUGAUGUCGAAAGGAUCCACGACUGGAAAUACAAUAUCAUACCAUGCCGCUAACCGCAUCGUUUCAUCUAGUCAGAUUGAUUUCCAAAGCAGCACCCAACACUCUAGUGGCGCAAGGAGCCGGGGCACUGUCAAGGCACACGGUAUAUAUAUGUAUAUAAUAUACGUAUAUACAUACAUAUACAUUUGUAUGAAUGUAUAAUAAAACAAUGAUUGAUGACAAUUUGCUUUUGUGGUGAGAAAGAAAAACUGCUAUAUACAUGUAUGUUGUAGUAAGUUCACUGAUAUUUUGUGUACUAGUUGGUAAAAGAUACUUUUUGCAACCAUUUAGCCCUUUCUCUUCACGUUUUUAAACAAAUAUUCUUGAUAAUGAACUCAUUACGUUACUCUGACAGCUAACAAUUCACACUCAUUUUCUAGAUGUCUUAAUAGAUGAAAAUUAAAAUGAAAAUAUCACAUCGAUCUCAUUUUGUACAAAUAUUCAUGGGAAUACUAAGAUAUAGGGAUUGUACGAAAGGUAUAGGAAAGGUACAAAAGGUAGGAAAUAUUCUAUCCCCUAAAAUGUUUAUUACUCUGUACUACUAGUAUAUUCUUUUUUAUCCCUACCUAUCCUACCGUAACAUUGAAUGGAUGAGUGAUUACUAUAACUCUACAUCACUUAAACCACUCUUUUUACUCCAGAAACGGUUCAUAAGAAUAGCCUUAAAUGUUCCCUUCCUAAGUGGUUCGCUGUUUUAAAAAAAGAUUAAAGAUCCUCACAAUAUACUGCAUAAACAGAUUUCAAACUAGCUUGUUGAUGUACAAGAUGUACAAAAUUCAAAUAUCCACAACCACCACACAAGAAAGAGCAACUGUCUGAGGCCUAUUGAUGCAAAAAUUUACCAACAGCAAUUUACUACCAUGCAUAUAGGGGUCCCAAAGUUUGGAACAACUUGAAUAAGACAGUAAAGCUGAGUCCGUCUUUGUCACACAAAGGCUGACUUAAUCUUUAUAAAUAACCCUACAUUUUCCUUAUUUGGCUUAGACUUCCUUGUUUAGUGCUGUAAACCUACAACGUUUACAUAUAUCCAUACAUUAUUACCUACAAGUUAUGGCCAAUCAUUUAUUAUAAUGUGGUAAGGUAAGAUUGCAUUAUAUUGUUUCUUUUAUUUAUUGUCCCUACUUAUUUCUUUAGUUUAAUUGAUGUAUAUUGUAAUAAGUUAGUAAAGAAAGGCCUUAAAUUGUAUUUAAUAAGCAGCAGCUUUGGGCUGCUCUUGCGGUGUUAUGUCUCUUUAUAUUUCAUUGCCAUGUAUCAAUUGUUUUUCUUCAAGUGCAAAAUAAACAAGUUGAAUAAACAACA
This is a messenger RNA of Branchiostoma floridae (Florida lancelet), 2486 nucleotides long. Its product is annotated as putative ferric-chelate reductase 1. Bases 183 to 1349 code for a protein of 388 amino acids. Lineage: Eukaryota; Metazoa; Chordata; Leptocardii; Amphioxiformes; Branchiostomatidae. The transcript has 10 exons. Gene Ontology annotation, molecular function: oxidoreductase activity, acting on metal ions. The record is from RefSeq and is a predicted model, not a curated record.